UUCAACCUCCUUACGCGUCAUCAUCAUCCUUACAUGGAGGUUUCUCUUCUUCUCCCAAUCAUUAUUCCUUAAUCUUUUUUUUUUCCUCUCUAUCAUCUCUAUCCAAAUCUCCCAAAACCUAUCUUUUCAAUUUGAUAUCUAUUGUUCAUUCGUUUCCUUUCCACCAUUCUUGGAUCCAAAAGCCACAAGGGGCUUCAUUCACGAGCCUCUGAGAGAUCUCCAAUACCAUCUGGCUGAUAUGUGAAACCUUUAUAUCAUAGAAUUUGUUAUUUGUUUGUGUGUGUAAAAGUUGAAUUAGGGGAAGAUAAGAAGCGAUCAUGUCCUUUAGAUCACAAUCGACAGGAAGCAGUCAAUUCGCGGAGAAGAUAACAGAGGAUCCUGUAACGUAUAAGACGGCACAAAGCACCGUGACAUGCAUGUACCAAACGCAUAUAUCCGGAUUCUGGAGGAAUGUUACGGUUCUAUGGUCCAAGAAUCUCAUGAACCAUUCGCUUACGGUCAUGGUUACAAGCGUGGAAGGCGAUAUGAAUUAUUGCUGCAAGGUUGAUCUAAAGCCAUGGCAUUUCUGGAACAAGAAAGGCUACAAGUCGUUCGAGGUGGAAGGUAACCCUGUGGAGGUGUAUUGGGAUUUCAGGUCAGCGAAAUUCACGAGUAGCCCCGAGCCAAGCUCGGACUUCUACGUGGCUCUAGUCUCCGAGGAAGAGGUGGUUUUGUUGGUGGGUGAUUACAAGAAGAAAGCUUUCAAGAGAACAAAGUCGAGGCCCGCUUUGGUCGAGGCUGCCUUGUUUUACAAGAAAGAGAAUGUGUUUGGUAAGAAGUGUUUUUCGACGAGGGCUAGAUUUUACGACAGGAAAAAAGAGCACGAGAUCAUCGUGGAGAGCUCGAUCUCGGGGCCUAAAGAGCCAGAGAUGUGGAUAAGUAUAGAUGGGAUUGUGUUGGUACAGGUCAAGAAUCUGCAAUGGAAAUUCAGAGGGAAUCAGACCGUGCUGGUAGAUAAACAACCGGUUCAAGUGUUUUGGGAUGUGUAUGAUUGGUUAUUCAGCUCGCCAGGGACAGGUCAUGGUUUGUUCAUAUUCAAACCAGGGACCAACGAAGACAGCGACAUGGAAGGAAGUGGUCACGGUGGUGGAGAGAGCGAUACAAGCAUAGGGAGCAGGUAUUAUUCGACCAAGAGUAGCUCUUGGCCGCCCGAGUUUUGCCUCUUUCUUUAUGCUUGGAAACUUGAAUAGUAGUUUUUCAAAAAAGAGAAGCUUUUGUCUGUUAUAUUUUUUUGUCAGCAACAUGCAACAUGACAUAACGAUAACAUUAUCGUGGUGCUUUUGUCUAUUCUCUUAUUGUUGUUUCUUGUGGCUGUAAAUCAUUCUUCCUCUUCAUCAUUUAUUGACAAAGACAACAUCACCGU
Eutrema salsugineum is the source of this 1402-nucleotide messenger RNA. RefSeq lists its product as uncharacterized. NCBI's taxonomy places the organism in Eukaryota, Viridiplantae, Streptophyta, Magnoliopsida, Brassicales, Brassicaceae. The record is from RefSeq and is a predicted model, not a curated record. Bases 318 to 1229 code for a protein of 303 amino acids. The transcript has a single exon.